Molecule: messenger RNA, 564 nt
Organism: Scutellospora calospora
Lineage: Eukaryota; Fungi; Glomeromycota; Glomeromycetes; Diversisporales; Gigasporaceae
Source: the annotation of a GenBank genome assembly
AUGUCUUUGUCAAAUACAGAAAACAUUUCUUUUAGUGAUAAACCAAUCGAAGAAGAUAAUAAUCUCAUAAAUGAAACUUUACAAACAUGCGUAAUUUGUCAUGAUGAAAUAACUUCUUUAUAUCAAUUACCAUGUAAUCAUAUAUUUCAUGUUAAUUGCAUCGAAAUAUGGUUAAAAAAGGAUGAAAAUUCUAAAAAUUGUUCGAAAUGUAAAGAUCCAUAUAAUGAAGACGAAUUAAAUACAAUAUUAAAACAUAUUGAAGAAUCAAGAAAUUUAAAACUCAAAAGAAAAUUAAAAGAAAUAGAAUCAAUUAAAAGGAAUUUCGAAAGAAGUUUAAAAAAAACAGAGAUCAAAACUGAGAAUAAAUUACAUGAUGAAAAAAAAAAAUUCAGAGAUAGAAAAAAAAAACUCAAAGAUGAUUACGAUACUAAAGUAAAAAAAUUAGAAGAAGAGAAUGAGAAAAUGAAUAAAAAUCUCAAUGAAGAAAUUAAAACAAAAAAAUUAAAACUAUCAAAUGAAAAUGAAAUUAGAUUAGAACAUAUAAAUAAAAAAUAUGAUUUAUAA